Molecule: messenger RNA, 1301 nt
Organism: Diceros bicornis minor
Lineage: Eukaryota; Metazoa; Chordata; Mammalia; Perissodactyla; Rhinocerotidae
Product: zinc finger protein 426-like
Exons: 4
Coding region: 204-629 (141 amino acids)
Source: RefSeq, a predicted model, not a curated record
GAUGUGGCUGUGGACUUCACCCUGGAGGAGUGGACUUCACUGGACCUAACUCAGAGAAACGUAUACAGAGAUGUGAUGCUAGAGAACUAAAAGAACCUGACCACAGUAGGGUAUCAAUUUUGUUCCAACGCAAUCUGAUCUCUUGGUUGGAACAAGAGGAAGAGUUAAGGACAGUGGAGAGAAGAGUCUUCCAAGAAUCGGAAAUGCAUCUUAAAACCAAAGACUCAGCAGUUCCUCCACAGGAUAUUUUAGGGGAAAAAACUUCCAAUAGGAUAGAAACGGAAAGAAACCACAGUGGGUGGGAACUCUGUGAGUGUAAGGAAUGUGGUAAAGACUUCAGUGAACAAUUAUGCCUUAAGAAGCACAGGAGAAUUCACUAUGGAGGAAACACUUAUGAGGAUAAUCAGUGUGGGAAAAGCUUCCUUAUUCUGCACAAGAAAUCCUCUACUAGAGAGAAAAUUUCUGUGUUUAAUCAAUGGAGAAAAGCCAUCAACCUGACUCCAAAUAUUGUGUCAGGGGAAACUAGCAUGCAUAAGAAAGCCUUUGAAUGCAGUGACAGUGGGAAAGCCUUUGUUAAUCAGUCUUACUUUCAGGCACAAAUGAGAAGUCACAGUAGAGAAAAACUAUGAAGGGAAGGAAUGUGGGACAGCUUUUAUUCACCCUACAAGGCUUGGUGUACAUGUACAAACUCACUGCUACAAAAUAUUACAAAUGUAAGGAAUGUGGAAAAAUUUUUUGGUAUUCUGCACGCUUCAAAGUUUUCAUGGGAAUCCACACUGGAGGGAAACACUGUAAAUGUAAGGAGAGUGGGAAAGCCUCCAUGAGUUCUUCUUACCUUGCUAAAGAUAGAAAAUCUCAGACAGGAGAGAGGCCCUUUGUAUGUAACAAAUGCAGAAAGUCUUUUAGACAUUCCUCGUCCCUUAAUAUUCACAUUGGAAUUCAUGCUGGAAUAAAACCCUAUGAAUGUAAGAAAUGUGGGAAAGCCUACACUGCAUUCUCAAGCCUUACUAAUCAUAUAAAAACUGAUAAUGGAGAGAAUCCUUUUCAGUGUAAUACGUGUGGGAAAACAUUUACCAGUUCUUGCUUGAUCAUUCACAUGUGUACUGACACUGGAGAGAAACCCUAUGAGUUUAAGAAAUGUGGGAAAUCCUUCAUUUCUUCAUCAAUUCUGAGUGAACAUGUACGAAUUCAUACUGGAGAGAAACCCUAUGAAUGCAACGACUGUGGGAAAGGCUUCAUUAGGAGUUCAGGCUUAACUAGACAUAAACAAAUUCACAGUGGAGAGAAAACUUAUGAAUGCA